Messenger RNA from Rotaria socialis, 684 nucleotides. The record is from the annotation of a GenBank genome assembly. Lineage: Eukaryota; Metazoa; Rotifera; Eurotatoria; Philodinida; Philodinidae.
AUGAAUAAAUUUAAACGAAAACUUGUUUUCAAUGAAUUAUUAGAGGAACCAACGAAAAAAUUUCGAAGUUAUUUAUCUUAUGGGACUAAUGUUAUUGACAUUUUUCUCAUUAUAGACCAAUUAAUAAUAUGUCUUGAAGACUUAUCAAAUGAAAUCUUUUAUGAAAUCUUUGAUUAUUUGAAUGGUUGUGAAAUAGUGAAAGCAUUUUCUAAUCUUAAUUUUCGAUUUAAACAACUACUUUACUCUUCAUCACUUCUAAUUAAAACUCAUUUUUAUUUAUUUAAUUAUGACAAGAUGAUAAAUACAUCUAAUGAAUUAGAAAUAUUCUCAACUGAAAUAUAUUCAAAUUUAAAAAUCUUAUCUAUUCAUUGUUCAGAUAAUAUUAUUUUUCUUGACGCUUAUCGAUGGGAAAAAUUAAUUUUACAUUAUUAUCCUCAAAUAGAAAUAUUCUAUUUCAUAUAUUAUGAUCGUAUGAAUAAUGAUAAUCAAUAUUCAACAUAUUCUUAUGGUUUAAAUCAAUUUUCCUCAUCGUUUUGGAUUCAACAUAGAUGGAUAUUCAACGUACAAAUUGAUAAUACAGAUAUCAAAUAUAUGGUUUAUCCAUAUAGAAACACGUGGUAUAAUUAUAUACUUGAAGAUAAAAAUAUUCCCAUAUUCAACAUCAACAUCUUUAAAAUUGGUUAG